GCCCUCUGCUUCCAAAUUCGAUCAAUUUGAGACCCUAAUUUUCAGAAUCUGAUCCCUUCAACGUUCCAAAGGCAGCUGUUGGGGAUUUUGAUGAUUCUGAAAACCCUAAUUUAGGUUGUGGGAGAUGAACAUGGACGCUAAGGGCAUUUUGGGAUUGCCCAAAACUCCGUUUUCUGUAACCCAAGAGAAGAAAUCUCGACCCCAGAAGGAUUUCCCAGAGAAAACCCCAUGGAAUUUCUCGCAAGGUUUAAAUGCUCUUGUUCUUCUUGUUUCAGCUUAAACUGAGCUGGUUUAGGCUUCAAAUUGCAGGUUUAAGCACUUACAGGGGGUUUGGCUCUGCUCAUUCCUUCCAUUGACGUCUCUCAGUUGAAGAAGGUGUAGCGUUGAGUGGGAUACUCUCUGGAGUUACUUUGAAUUCAACUAGGAGAAAGGCAAUUGAGAAGGCAUUGCUUAAUGCUGGAUAAUUGAAUCUUUUCAGAACUGUUGAUUCUAGCAACUCAAGGGUAUCUGCUAUUUUCUUUAACUCUUUGCUCAAAGUGUAUCAAGUCUAUGGGUCGAUUUGACUUUCGCUAUUUAUUACGUAUUGCAUACAGUAAUCUCAGACUUUAGAAUCCUUCUAUCCAAAAUGUGAUGUUAAUGAAUUUGAAAAUCCUCCUUUAGAUCACUUGGCAGUGGUUUCCCUCUCACAAACUCAGUGUGAAAAGAUAAUUUGCAACUUUACCACUUGGUAACUCUCUGUUUUUCAAAAGUUUGUCUCAUAACCAAGAAUCUUUUGAUAAUAUGUUGGAAUUUCAAUCCCUUGAGCUUGGCAGGUCAGAGUGGUAAAUGGCAUUCUGUCCACCAACAGGUGACUAUUCCGCCAAAGGUUGGAGAGAGACAUUGGAUGAUAUUGACAUAGCUUGUAUUUAUGCCCUCUUACAGGUUAAGUUAAAACCACAGCUGCCAACGAAGGUUGUUUGUGCAGUGCAUCUUGAAGAAAUUCUUAACUAAAUCUUCAGAAACUGGUAAGACAGCUGAAAAACUUU
Messenger RNA from Rubroshorea leprosula, 1025 nucleotides. The record is from the annotation of a GenBank genome assembly. Lineage: Eukaryota; Viridiplantae; Streptophyta; Magnoliopsida; Malvales; Dipterocarpaceae.